This is a messenger RNA of Aspergillus terreus NIH2624, 351 nucleotides long. RefSeq lists its product as uncharacterized. The transcript has 2 exons. Bases 1 to 351 code for a protein of 116 amino acids. Lineage: Eukaryota; Fungi; Ascomycota; Eurotiomycetes; Eurotiales; Aspergillaceae. The record is from RefSeq and is a predicted model, not a curated record.
AUGGUCCGAGCCGUCCAAUUUUCGGAGGAAUGGGCUACGAGCAUUACACCGGGUAUUGCCAGCCAGAGUCAAACUAUAGCUGAAAAAUGUUACCAUACCAAAGUUACUACGCCUAUCUAUAGCUGGAAGGCGGAAUGUCUUCCUUACAAUUUCUCCAAUAGCACCUGUUUGCAAAGACUCCAUAUUAUCGCCCACAAGGCUACUGCGCUGUUAAGUAUUCACAAGAGCAAUGUGUAUGUCCCAUCCAAGCACUGUCUGUGGAGGCAUCUUUGCAUUUUGUGUGUUGUUGUCCUGGUCCAUACAUACCAAAUUGGCCGCUGUGGUGUCAAGACCGAGAAGGAGCAGAGAUAG